UAACUUUGCUUCAGCUGGACUCCGUCCCAGAACUAGGACAGGUACUAGACAACCGAUGGCUUCCCUCCCAGAUGAUUCAGUAAAUCACAGCUUCCAAGAGAGUGUGAAUGAAGUAGAUGCUCUAUCUUUCGUCAGCCGCGUGCAAGCAUCUCCAAUUGGGGAAGCCGUUGACGAUCUGGAGAGAGUGGUCGAAGAAAUGAAGGAACAUGGAUUGAAUUAUGGAGAGUUCAUGUCAGCUAUCUGUGAGGAAAUAUUACGUCUUGAACAACCAACGGCGCAGGAGGAGCGAGCAAACGAAGAUGUAUUAUUAUUUGGGCGAAGUUUCAGCAAGAUCACUCGUCCAGACUCGUCGAUUGUUGAGAAUCCCCAAGAACAAGCAGCGCAUGCACUCGCCCAUCUUCAAGCAACUGUGAACAAACUCUGUGAAAGUGAACUGUUCACUCCGUUUCCGCCUGCAUUCCGCGGCCCACCACCAACAUAUAGCCCAGGAGAUGGAUUUGACAGUAGUGGAAGUUCAGGGAGGGUUCAAGGUGGUGGAGGAAUCUCCGGACCAUCUGAAUUGGACACGAUAAACUUGGCAAAACUGUUGGAGGAAUGCGCGGCGCCUCCCUCCUUGUUGACGCGACUGCCGUCCGAUUCCACAUCCGGAUUAGGCAUUCCACAAUCCCCUACCUCGGUUAGUACUACGCAACAAUCCUAUAUGACGACUGGCAGUCCGGAGAGCGCGGGAGCGACUGACACAACUCGAGCUUAACAUAACAUGGCUUUGGGCGAAAGCUGGGCUCAGGGCGAAAGCUGCGAUGUGUCAUGCGCCUUCGACAAAGACUUGUGUUUUCUCGUCAUAUGUUAACGGCGCUUGCGACGUUUCGGUACUCUGCAUUCAUGACCUCCAACUGCACAAUAUUUUUUUUAUAUUCCAAUACAGACUUCCAGCAACAGGGGUAAUUGUUCAAGGCGCUUGUGAUG
Molecule: messenger RNA, 966 nt
Organism: Cantharellus anzutake
Lineage: Eukaryota; Fungi; Basidiomycota; Agaricomycetes; Cantharellales; Hydnaceae
Exons: 3
Coding region: 56-754 (232 amino acids)
Source: RefSeq, a predicted model, not a curated record